Messenger RNA from Folsomia candida, 1731 nucleotides. RefSeq names its product bone morphogenetic protein 8B. Gene Ontology annotation, biological process: SMAD protein signal transduction. Lineage: Eukaryota; Metazoa; Arthropoda; Collembola; Entomobryomorpha; Isotomidae. Gene Ontology annotation, cellular component: extracellular region. The transcript has 4 exons. Bases 74 to 1678 code for a protein of 534 amino acids. Gene Ontology annotation, molecular function: growth factor activity; cytokine activity. The record is from RefSeq and is a predicted model, not a curated record.
AAGAAGCAUUUCGGUCCAAUUGUGUCCUGUCUGUUCUCUGAGAUUGUUGAAAUUCCGUAUAUUUUAGUGAGAAAUGUUAUCUCCAAAACUGUACUGCAUUUUCGCCUUGCUUUUAAUACCAAUUUUCUUGGGAAAGCCUUCUUCCGCAGAUUUUACUAGUACAUCUCAAAAUAAUACGGAAAGUUAUGGGGAAGAAAGCAAUGAAAGGAAUAGUAGCAAAUUAAACAAUUUCAUAGAGAAAAGUGAUAAUGAUACGAUACCGGAAGUGCUGGUGAGUCCGUUGGAUGACGAGGAAAGUGCACGUGCUGAAGAGGAAGAGCUCGAGGAUGAAAUUGCUCAUGCAGAAGAGGAAAUGAGGGAAAUUCUGAGGGCAGAAAAUGCAAUUGACGAAGAAAAAGUUAUCCUGGAAACGCCGACUCAACGUAAUGCAAAAGUGAAGGCGGCUGCUGUGCAAAAUCUAAUGCAGAUAUUUGGCCUAACAGAAUCCCAAGUUCGAUCUGAAUCUCACGGACCACCUCCAGAAUUCAUGAUCGAGCUGUACAACACAAUAACAGACUCGAGUGGGGUUACCCGCGCCAAGAAUCCAUAUGGGGCUCAUGUAGUGCGGUCAUUUUUAGAGAAGGACGCCUCACUAAACGACUACUUUUUCUUCAACAUGUCCUCGACCGCGUUGGAGGCGACGGAAAGCGUUUUGGAGGCCGAGCUGCAUCUUUUCCGGAUGGACACACCCCGUGCCCAACUUCACCCCUCGCUCUAUUUGAACCCAUUUUAUGUCCUGUCCCUCUACCAGGUCACGGAUCUGAGCAAGCUGCACAUCCCAGACUUGCACAAAUUGUUGGCGGUUCAAUAUGUCCCUGCGUUGGGGUCUGGGUGGCAAGUGUUUAAUGUGAAAAAGCCCGUGGUGGAAUGGUUAUCUUCGCACUCCGAGAACUACGGCCUGCUCGUGUCCGCUGAAAGUGUUCAGGGUGACCGUGUCCCGAUCCGAUUUGCUCGAAGGGGAGAAACCGUGGAGAGCAAGCAACCCCUCCUUGUCCUCUUCAACCAUGACACGCACAUGGCCACCCUCGACCCCCCACCAACCCAACAGACGGCACGGAAACGAGUCCCGAAGCCAAAAAUUUCCAACGGACUCAACUCAAACAAUCUGGACGAUAAGGAGAAUGAACAAGGCAUGGAUACCACGUAUGAGACAACGACACCACUCUCGAGUUUAGAAAAUCCGCGCUUCCACCACUCUCUCCUUUUCCAGGACUCAAUCCGCCAUCCCAACUCCGUGAGUCGAUUUCGAUCCAGACGGUCACGAAAUGACACUGAUUCCACCUCCAACGGAACAGCACAUCUUCUUUCCUCGAGCAAUCUAACCGAAUGCGGGCGGCACGAUUUGUUCGUGUCAUUCGAGUCUAUUGGGUGGUCGUCAUGGAUAAUUUCGCCGAAAGGGUACAACGCCCACUAUUGUGCUGGACCUUGUGUCUUCCCCCUCGGGUCGGACGCCUCGCCCACGAACCACGCCACGGUGCAAAGCAUAAUUAACGAGCUAAAUCUCCAUCCCGGGCUGGCAAGGCCGUGCUGCGUCCCCACGACUCUCCUCCCAAUCUCACUCCUCUACUAUGACGACAAUGAUAACGUCGUGCUGAAACAGUAUGUCGACAUGGUGGCGGAAAAUUGUGGCUGUCACUGAAAUAUGUACGUAUAUAAACGGACUUUGUUAAUAAAUAAGUGAAAACAUUUAAA